UUGUCGCCCAUUGAACUCUGUAUUUUGUUAGAAACCUCUGGUGCUUUCUACUUGUUAAGGUCUGCGCCGAAUUUCUUUGUUUGGGUCGCUAAUUUUUUUUACUUUCUAAUGGUUCGGACUUUGAUUCCUUGAAUUUGAUGAUCUUGAAUUACUCUAGGAUUUGUAAACCUCUCGUGGUUUCUGUUCAACAACAAUGAAGAGGGAGCUGCAGUUAGAACCGGCGGGGGAACGAAGUCCUGGUGACUCUGAUCCCCUGCUUGGGAAUGAGGCUAACUCGUUGACGGAAAGUUCGAACGAAAUAAAGGAUGUUGAGGUCGAAGCUCCUUCUGCGGCUUGUUGUCGUAUCUGUCUAGAGUACGACGGCGAACAAGGUACAGGUGAAGAAUUGAUAUCUCCUUGCAUGUGCAAAGGAACCCAGCAGUUUGUUCAUCGGUCAUGCCUUGACCAUUGGCGCUCAGUGAAGGAAGGAUUUGCUUUUUCACAUUGCACAACUUGCAAGGCACAAUUCCAUCUUCGAGUUGAAUUACUGAAGGACUAUUCCUGGCGUAAAAUAAAAUUUAGAAUUUUUGUGGCAAGAGAUGUUCUGCUCGUAUUCUUGGCAGUUCAAACUGUGAUUGCUCUAAUGGGUGGCUUUGCGUACUUUAUGGACAAAAAUGGGAAUUUCCGGAAUUCAUUCAACGACAGUUGGGACCGUAUACUGUCAAAACAUCCAAUACCCUUUUACUACUGCAUUGGUGUAGUAGCCUUCUUUGUGCUGCUGGGGUUUUUUGGGCUCAUACUACAUUGCUCCUCUUUCAACAAUAGUGACCCAUGCAUGGCUGGCUGUCGGAACUGUUGUUAUGGAUGGGGCAUUUUGGACUGCUUCCCAGCUUCUAUGGAAGCAUGCUUUGCCCUGGUAAUCAUCUUCGUUGUCAUAUUUGCCAUACUUGGCAUUGCUUAUGGUUUUCUUGCUGCCACCAUGGCCACCCAGAGGAUCUGGCAGAGACACUACCACAUCCUCACAAAGAAGGAGCUCACGAAGGAAUAUGUGGUCGAGGAUCUUUGUGGGUGUUAUACACCACCAAAGCUGGACCCAGAGCAUGAGGAGCGUCUAAAAUUACUGAAGCUCCUGUAGAGAGAGAAGCUGGUUGAGGAGGUAAAGAACAUCUUGGCAAGGAAAUGUCUUGGACCUAGCCACAAACAUGUGAGAUAUCGAUGCAUAUAAUGUAUUUAUUAAUGCAUGGCAACCUGUCGUGGAACGAGGGAAGAGAAAUUACAUCUUUUUUAGCAUUUCUUUGGAUGAUGUGGCCAAAAUGUGAAUAACAGUUCUUAAAAGCUUUGCUUCCCUCUCCAA
This is a messenger RNA of Telopea speciosissima, 1333 nucleotides long. RefSeq names its product E3 ubiquitin-protein ligase MARCHF1-like. Bases 194 to 1114 code for a protein of 306 amino acids. NCBI's taxonomy places the organism in Eukaryota, Viridiplantae, Streptophyta, Magnoliopsida, Proteales, Proteaceae. Gene Ontology annotation, molecular function: zinc ion binding. The record is from RefSeq and is a predicted model, not a curated record. The transcript is spliced from 6 exons.